This is a messenger RNA of Dacryopinax primogenitus, 1485 nucleotides long. RefSeq lists its product as uncharacterized. NCBI's taxonomy places the organism in Eukaryota, Fungi, Basidiomycota, Dacrymycetes, Dacrymycetales, Dacrymycetaceae. The record is from RefSeq and is a predicted model, not a curated record. The transcript is spliced from 6 exons. The coding region runs from base 1 to 1485 and encodes 494 amino acids.
AUGUUCACAAGAAUAACAUCAUCAUUCCGUCGCACCUCACUCCCACUCCCACAACCCACUCAGUCCCAAUACGCUCCUCCACCAGCACCAGACGGUACCCUUUCCACCCUCUCACCAGCUCAGCCAGCACUAGAACCUCAUCCAGAAACAGACGACCUUCCCAUAUACAUCUCACCCUCAGAACUUGCUCGUUCAGUGCACACAUUCGCACUCAAAACGAAUGGCGAACCUUGGCUAUCCCUCUCUCUCUCCAGUUCAGCUGGUCAGGCAACAAGUCAUCCUCUGUUCUUUGACACCGCCGUCUUUCAAGGAAACGUAACCCUAAUACUAGGGAAAGAGCUCCAACUGCAGACGAUCACUCUCCUCCUCGAAGGGUUCACACGCACAGCCGGCUCAGAACAGAAGACCUUCCUCUCACUCUCUACGCUUCUCUUCCCCCCAAGCGAACCAGCACCAGGCGACAGCACCAAGCUCACCCAGGGAACCCAUGCCUUCCCGUUCGACUUCGCCCUCCCUCCUACGGUAACAGUACCCUACGAAGGAGGCACAGUCAUCGCCCCCCUCCCACCGACGUACAGCACCAAAGGGUUCCCUGCGUUUCUGGAGUAUCAGCUUACCGUGGUGGUGCACCGCGGUGCCCUCCGGGUAGACAAUACCCUAUCAACAACAGUCGUCUACCUCCCCCGCUCUCGUCCUAAACCUCCUUCCCCGGCUCGCCAACUCGCCUACCAGAACCUCACCCAACCCCCAGGGCCGGAAGAGGACCCAGAGGGCUGGGCAGAGGUGGGCACUGAGCUGAGGGGGAGGAUGUUUGGCAGUUUGGAGAUAGGGGUGAGAUGUACGAUGCACCUCGCCAGACCGCUCUGUUACGCCCGAGGCACUCCCAUCCCUUUCCUCAUCACGUUCCUCUCCCCCCAGCCCCAAGCCUCUCAGGCACUCGACCUCCUGACCCAGCCCUCAAACCUCAAGCUUACCCUAGAACAAAUCGUCACCGUCGGCCCCGAUGCUCUUCGCACAAAGAACGCACUCCAAUCGCAGGGGAAUCCCAGUAAUACCUUUGGGAGGAUUGUGGCCGUUGCUAGGGGAGGGGUGGUCCUACCUGACCAACCGGGUCCGGGCGCGGGCGCGGGGGAAAGGAGAAUUAGGGGAGAGAUACCUGUCCCUAGGGAGUUGAAGCCCAGUUUUACGUUCGUGAGGUUUACGCUGAGCUACAAGAUAAAUCUCCUGCUGGACGCAGUUGGUUUCCUCCCGGAAAAACACACACACGCAGUCCUUUCCCAACAAGUGGCGAUCACUACCGACCUUCCGCGGGGGCCCAGGCAGCCUCCCCCGGUCCCGAGUUCUGGGGGGAAGAGGUCUUCGGUUGAUGGUCCUGGCCCUGGGAAUGGGUUAGGGGGACCGGGGGGGACGAGUGGGGAUACGGUCAACUUGCUCUUGUUGGGUAACCAAAGGUAUAUGCAGCAUCAUCAUGCGGGGCCGCAGUGA